ACGAGAGGAACCGGCGGUUAACCCUUUCUAAACAAGAGGCGGUGUUAAACGGGACAGUCUGGAGAACGGGCAAGCAGCCGCGGGAGGGGGCGGGGGGGAGAUCAUCUGGAAGAGGCGAGAGGAAGUGGUGGCGCGCGAGAGGGCGGAGGCGCUGGAGAGGCAGAGGCUGGCUGACUACAUUGUGUGGAGGAAGAGAGAGGACUUCCAGGAGAGGCGAGGAGAGAGGGAGAAGAGAGACGCCAGUGGCGAGAGAGGGAAGGAAGCAGCGCCAGAAGUCAUCUGGAAGAAACGGGAGGAAGACAACGCGUUGCUUAGGGAGCCAGCUAGGGCUAGUCAGGGCGGACAUCAAAUCGUUUGGAGGAAGAAGGAGAGGGACUAGAAGAUUUUAGCCUUCCCGCUUCUACUGGACGAUAUUUGUGAGCUUGCUUUCUCGCCGUUGGCUAAUUGAGGUGGCUAUCGGCCAAUCGAAUCGUUGUACGCGGCCCUCGCCUCGUUAGCGUGCUCAGCCCCCUCGCGACCCCACCGCCCUUCCCUGGCUGGCUGCUAAUAGGGUUUUUAUCGGACUGUCUCGCCAGACUACUUUGUCAGACACGCAGAAAUACACACACACAUAUGCAAGUUGUUGAGGGACAAUCGCUUGUUUUGAUUUUUUUUUUUUUAAUGAUAGUUGGACUCAAAGAUGGCCUGUUGGCUGGAGCAAGAUAUUUUUUUUUUUUGGAGUCAUGAGCUGAUCACACAAUGAACUCUGUUCUGAGAAGUGAACUGAUGUCAACAUGUCACGCGUCGAGACGCUCCAAAGUCUCCAUCCGCACGCAGCCAUAAUCGGGAACGUCGCUCUUUUCCACACUACGCUCAUUGUGGAUGAAGCCAUUUUUAAAGCGCUCCACUUUGGGCGACCCGCUAACGAGUGGGAGGCUGACGAUUGGACAGAUGGAUGGCGCUCUUGCUCUGAGGGAGACCGGCUGCGCGUCCUCAAGAGAGACACUCUGAAACAAAAAAGACCUUGAUACAAACCACAAGCGUGGACUCGUACGGACAUAAAAAAAAAAAAAACGCGCCGCCAUGGAGCUCGUCCCCAAAACAAAGUACAGCCACUUUCGAAGCGAAUCGCUCAGCUCCGCUGACGAGACCAACUCCAAUCCGUCGCCCUUUCCUCCUUCAAGUCCCGCCACCCCGCUCACUCCAUCACCUGGCUUACCUUCCUCUCUGUCCUCCUCUUCCCUCACCCCCAUGUUGCCCCCUUCUUCUCCCCGGCCUCCCGAGAACAGCCCCACUACCCUCUGCUCCUUCUUCCCGAGAAUGGGCUCCUUACGCCUGGGCGUCUCCGCCACUCUACUCAAGGCCUCCAACAGGCCACCACCGCAGCCUCGGCUCGCCGUGGAGUCCCCCGGGGACGACGGGAGCAGCUCCAGCUCCUCCCCUCCGCUACAUCACCCGCUCCCCCCUUUAACCGCUCCCUCUCCCCCUCCCCGCCCCCCUCUACAGGACAUGAACCGGCUGGGAGGCGGGGCCAGGAGGGCACGGGUCGAAGGCGCUCACCUGGGAGGAGAUGAAUGGACGCGGCAUGGCUCCUUUGUCAAUAAGCCCACCCGCGGGUGGCUGCACUCCGACAACGUGGUCAGCACCACGGGCGUCUCCUACUCCGUGCGGUACAUGGGUUGCGUGGAGGUGCUCCAAUCCAUGCGGGCGCUGGACUUCAACACCAGAACUCAGGUCACCAGGGAGGCCAUCUCGGUGGUUUGCGAGGCUGUACCCGGAGCCAAAGGAGCCCAGCGGAGAAGAAAGCCGUCCACACGCUGCCUCACGUCUAUUCUGGGCAAGAGCAACCUGCAGUUUGCUGGCAUGACAAUCAGCCUCACCAUCUCCACCAGCAGCCUCAACCUGCUGGCGGCCGACUGCAAACAGAUAAUCGCCAAUCAUCACAUGCAGUCCAUCUCCUUCGCCUCUGGAGGAGACCCAGACACGGCUGAGUACGUAGCAUAUGUGGCCAAAGACCCGGUCAACCAGAGAGCUUGUCACAUUCUGGAAUGCUCUGAGGGUUUAGCCCAGGAAGUCAUCAGCACCAUCGGCCAGGCCUUCGAACUGCGUUUCAAACAGUACUUAAAGAACCCGCCCAAACUGGUCGCGCCUCACGACAGAAUGGCUCCGUUUGACGGCUCCGCAUGGGAGGAAGAGGACGACGAAGCCGCUCUCCUGCCUGACGUCCCUUACUAUAACAACUUCCCCGGUAAACAGCCUCCCCCUGGUGGUCUGGUUGAUAUGAGACCACGUCCGGGCGCCACGCUGCCUUUUGGCCAGCCGGGUCAGAAUGACAUUCACAAGCAGCCUCUGCCGCCUCUGCCAGUAGGUGCCAAGGAAGGAGGGCGAGAGAUGUUUGAUGACCCCUCUUACGUCAAUGUGGAUAAGCCCCGCCCACCAGUCGCCGCCAAUGGGAACGCUCACAGGGAUGCUUUUGACAUGAAACCAUUCGAUGAUGCCCUGGGGGGCUCCACGACAGCAUCAGCGCUCCCUCUAGUGGAGCAGCUACAAUGCGAGACCUGGUUCCAUGGCAGCUUGAGUCGCAGGGAGGCGGAGAGGCUGCUGGCGCGCGACGGAGACUUUCUAGUGCGGGAGUCGGGAACCACGCCGGGGCAGUACGUGCUCACGGGACAGCAGGGCGGUCAACCCAAGCACCUGCUACUCGUCGACCCGGAGGGAGUGGUCCGUACAAAAGACCAUCGGUUCGAGAGCGUGAGUCACCUGAUCAGCUACCACAUGGACAACCGACUCCCCAUUGUGUCGGCGGGAAGUGAAGUGUGUCUGCAACAGCCAGUGGAGCGCAGAGCCUGAAAAAAAAAAAAAAAAAUGUGGCUCCACCAAAUACAACCACGGGAAUGCACACCAAAAAAAAAAAAAAAAAAGUGUGCAAAGUUUUGACAUGCUGCUGUUGUGAACUAAACUGUGAACUGCAGUCCCAACGAUCAGGCAAAGCGACCCUGAAGCACUGCUGCAUCAUGUCCACAGCCGACUGUGAAACAGGAAAGGAAAUGCAAUUUUAAAAAAAGAAAACAACCAUCAGAAGGUCUUAAUUUGUCAUCACGCCCCAAAAAAAAAAAAAAAAAAAAAGGAACGUGGAAAAUAGCAGCAUGAAUAGAACAUGAGUUUGCAUGCUUUCAUCGUGAGUUCCACCUUUGGAUGUGUUGCUGGGCAGAAAAACAAGCUUUUUAUUAUUAUUUUUUAUAUAUAUAUAUAUAUAUAUGUAGAAACUCACCUUCAAGAGCAGCCUUGAAGACCCUAACCACUCCCUCCCUUUAAUGACUGUUGAACUUGUGAUGAUGGAGGAUUAAAAAAAAAAAAAA
This is a messenger RNA of Syngnathus acus (greater pipefish), 3338 nucleotides long. RefSeq names its product SHC (Src homology 2 domain containing) transforming protein 1 (gene shc1). Gene Ontology annotation, biological process: cell surface receptor protein tyrosine kinase signaling pathway; intracellular signal transduction. Gene Ontology annotation, cellular component: plasma membrane. Gene Ontology annotation, molecular function: receptor tyrosine kinase binding. The transcript has 12 exons. Bases 1063 to 2829 code for a protein of 588 amino acids. The record is from RefSeq and is a predicted model, not a curated record. Lineage: Eukaryota; Metazoa; Chordata; Actinopteri; Syngnathiformes; Syngnathidae.